Molecule: messenger RNA, 2652 nt
Organism: Pelobates fuscus (common spadefoot toad)
Lineage: Eukaryota; Metazoa; Chordata; Amphibia; Anura; Pelobatidae
Gene: DDX24
Product: DEAD-box helicase 24
Cellular component (GO): nucleolus
Molecular function (GO): RNA helicase activity; nucleic acid binding; ATP binding
Source: RefSeq, a predicted model, not a curated record
UUUUCGUGCACGUGUGCAUGCGGUUGAAUACUUCGUAUGCUGAGCGGUGUGCUGAGUUAUCAGUAAAUCUAUUACAGCUAACAUCGGAGCGUGGUAACGUUUGUCCUGGACUAUUUGUAUGCAAGCUUAGAACACGCACAUUUCCGAGUGAUACUUUGUCAUCUCGUAAGACAAACCAUGAAUGCACACAAGGCAGAGAAAACUGUAAAGUUACGUUCUAGAGGGCAAAAGAAGGGCAUUCAAAUAUUUGGAAAAUGGCAACCAGUCUCAGUGGAUAGAAGCCUGUUAGCUGAUGAGACGCUGGAUGAAAUGAUAUGUUUUGAGGAGCUCACAGAUUAUAAACUUGUGAAAUCUUCUAAAGAGUUAUCAACAACAGAAUUGAUAAGAAAAAACAACGCAACUGAUGGAGAACAUGAACAUUUUCUGAAGGCAAAAAAAAGAAAGAAAUGUAGAACGAGGUUCGAAUCUGAUAGGGCAAAUGAACAAGCUGAAGAGGAGUGUGAAGAUAUCAUUUUUGAUGAUAAUGAUGUGAUGGAUAUGGAUGAAAGCCAAAUCAACAAAAUUGAGUGUGUAAAGGCAAACCUGCAGCCAAAAAACAAAAAAAGGAAACGAAAGUCAAAGAAAAAAAUUGUCAGACCUUCAGAAGACCCUUCAUCUUCAAAGAAGCUAAAGAAUUGGGCUGCAGGUGAUACAUCUUGCAAAAAUGUGGACGUGUCGGCAUGGAAAAAUCUGUGUGUUCCAAAAGUAGUACUGAAAGCGUUGAGCUUUUUAGGAUUUUCCGCUCCAACCCCAAUUCAAGCUCUCGUUCUGCCUCCAGCAAUCCGAGACAAAAUGGAUAUUUUGGGUGCUGCUGAAACAGGAAGUGGUAAAACUCUUGCCUUUGCUAUUCCUAUGAUUCAUUCUAUACUGGAAUGGCAAAGAAACAAAAAGGGUUUUGAAGAAGAAAAUAAUUCUGAUGAUGGGAAUGUGCAAAAGGAUGCAGAGAAUACACACAUGGAUGAAACCUACUCUAUAAAUGAGGCAGAAAAUAAUAGUAUUGUUCAGUUAGAAGACAUAGAUGAUACAGUUCACGAGGAAGAAUAUAUUGACAGUGAUGCCAGUGCUGACGGGGAAGAUAAUGAGUCUAUUUCUGUGGGAUGUGUUAAAGUUGUGAAGGAUGUGGAUAUUAAAUUCAACUUGUCUCCAACUAACUCUCAGAAAUGCGAUAGAAACAGACCGUUGCUUGGACUUGUUGUGAUUCCAACUAGAGAGCUGGCCGUCCAGGUUAAACAUCACAUCGACGCAGUGGCUCAAUUUACAGGUAUAAAAACUGCAAUUGUAGUUGGUGGAAUGGCUUUACAGAAGCAAGAGCGGGUGUUGAAUCAAAGGCCAGAGAUUGUGAUUGCAACACCAGGUCGGCUGUGGGAACUUGUCAGGGAAAAGCACUCACACCUGUCUAAUCUACAGAAUCUCAGAUGUCUAGUUAUUGAUGAAGCAGACCGAAUGGUAGAAAAGGGUCAUUAUGCUGAGUUGUCUCAGCUCUUGGAGAUGUUGACUGAUGUUCAUUUUAAUCCUAAAAGACAGACGUUUGUGUUUUCUGCCACACUUACUAUGAUCCACCAAGCUCCAUCUAGGCUCUUGCAGAAGAAAAGGUUUAAGAAGAUGGACAAAAACAGCAAGCUUGAGUUCCUCAUGCAGACGAUUGGCAUGAAGGCAAAACCCAAAGUAAUUGAUUUAACUCGUAAAGAGGCUACUGUGGAGACUUUGACCGAAACCAAGAUCCAUUGCACCAGUGAUGACAAGGACUUUUACCUUUAUUACUUCCUGCUUCAGUAUUCUGGAAGAACAAUGGUCUUUGCAAAUAGCAUUGACUGCAUCAAGCGAUUGUGCUCACUUCUCACUAUUCUGGAUUGCAAACCUCUUGCUUUGCAUGCAAAUAUGCACCAGAAGCAAACUAAAAAUCUGGAGCGCUUUGCUGAAUGGGAGAGCUGUGUUCUUCUGACCACUGAUGUUGCCGCCAGGGGUCUGGACAUCCCAAAUGUGCAACAUGUUCUACAUUAUCAGGUUCCAAGGACAUCUGAAACCUAUGUGCACAGGAGUGGCAGAACAGCACGUGCAUCCAGUGAUGGCCUCAGUUUGCUGCUGAUUGGACCAGAUGACGUCCUCAACUUUAAAAAGAUAUGCAGGACUUUGGAUAAGAAUGAGGAUCUCCCUGUUUUUCCAGUGCAAGCAAAAAUCAUGAACGGAAUAAAGGAGCGUGUUAACUUGGCACGACAAAUAGAAAAAAUUGAAUAUUUCAACAGCAAAGCCAAACAACAGAAUUCCUGGAUUCAGCAGGCAGCAGAAGCACUUGAAUUAGAUUUGGAUGAUGAGGAUUUGGUUGGGGGGAAGCAGAGUGAACAGGAAGAGAAGGAAAAACUGAAGAUGCUGAAGCUGAUAAAGAAACAGUUAAAUCUACUUUUAUCUCAACCGAUCUUUAAGAAUGUUAUGAAAACAAAAUAUCCCACACAGAGUGGGAAACUCUAUCUCCCAGCUCUCCAUCCAAAGUCCGAGAGUGCCCUCCAAACUAUCUCCAAACAGAAUGUAAAGAAGCAUGCCAAAAAGAGGAAAGCCAGUUCUCUUUUAUGACUGUAAAGAAUUCCAGAUAUGAACUAAUAAAGUUCUGAUUUCUUA